AUGACGGUCUCAUUCCAUAAAUAUGGAGAAUACUUCCCCGGGACCGGCGAACUGCGUGACAUUGGUGUCGGCGCAGGGAAGUAUUAUUCUGUCAACUUCCCUCUCAGAGAUGGCAUAGAUGACGUUUCCUAUAAAGGCAUCUUUGAACCAGUUAUCAAACAUGUUAUGGAAUGGUACCGCCCAGAGGCUGUCGUCCUUCAGUGUGGUGGUGAUAGUUUGUCUGGUGACCGUCUGGGAUGUUUCAACUUGAGUAUGCGCGGCCAUGCAAACUGCGUUAAAUACGUCAAAAGCUUCAACCUCCCUACAUUAAUCCUGGGAGGUGGAGGUUACACAAUGAGAAACGUUGCUCGAACAUGGGCAUAUGAAACUGGCGUGCUUGUUGGAAAUCAGCUUCCAACAGAGCUUCCAUAUAACGACUAUUAUGAAUACUUUUCUCCUGACUAUGAAUUGGAUGUUCGGCCAUCGAACAUGGACAAUGCCAACUCCAAGGAGUACCUGGAAAAGAUUCGAAUGCAAGUUGUUGAAAAUCUGCGGCGCACUACAUUUGCUCCAUCAGUUCAAAUGACAGAUGUUCCAAGGGACCCAUUAGUUGAUGGUAUGGAUGACGAAGCGGAUGCUAUCCUAGAUGACCUUGAUGAAGAUGAGAAUAAGGAUAAGAGAUAUACAAAACGACGAUUUGACAAUUACGUCGAAAAGGAUGGCGAACUAAGCGAGAGUGAAGAUGAAGAAUCUGCAGCUGCAAACGGUGUCCGUCGUCAGCCGAAUAGAGAAAGGAGGCGAGGGAAUAUCAAUUACCGUCACCUGGAUGGGGACUCCACUAUAGAUAGUGGGAUUGUCACUCCUCGAGACGAGUCAUCCAUGCCGGAGGAGGAGCCUGAGCAGGCUGAUAAGAUGGACGAAGCAGAAAAUGCAGAACCUCCUGCCAAGCCCUCUCCUCCUGCAGUUGAACCGUUAACCAAGCCAGAUUCAUUAAUGGAGGAUGAUGAUACUCCAGUUGCCGAAACCAACGGUGCCGCUCAAGAGGUCGAGGAGAAAGAGCCUACUGUUUCCACACCUGCCUCGAACUUAGAAGUCCCUCAUGACAAUGUUGACGGGGACACCACCAUGGAAGACGCUGAUGUUAAUAUGGACGAAACUAUCGAGCUAGAACUUCCAGCCGAAGAACAAGAGGAAGAAUCUGCUGCAAAGGCUCCUGCACGGGAGACGACACCCCCCAAACCCACGGCGGCUGAAGAAACUAAAUCGAAUGCUUCUGGGGUAGAAAACGCUGCUACAGAGCCUACGCAGGUAACUUUUACCACGGAAGUCAAGGAAACAAAGCCUGAUACUGAUGCGUCUAAGGAGGCUCCAAAAGAGAAAGAGUAA
Molecule: messenger RNA, 1365 nt
Organism: Trichophyton rubrum CBS 118892
Lineage: Eukaryota; Fungi; Ascomycota; Eurotiomycetes; Onygenales; Arthrodermataceae
Exons: 2
Coding region: 1-1365 (454 amino acids)
Molecular function (GO): histone deacetylase activity
Source: RefSeq, a predicted model, not a curated record